CAGGGUGAGGGAGGUCCCCCAAGCCUUCUCCAUGGGAACAGAGAUCAGUGUUUGCUCCAUGACAAAGCCUUAUCUGCAACCUUUACCCGUGUUUGCUCAGACCCUCCAGCCAUUGGGUGGCCGGGCCUGGCUCCCCCCAAGACAAGGUACAUUCCUGCUGCAGGACAGGCGGCGCUGGCUCAGCACAUCCUGCCAGGGCAGCCAGGCCACAGCACACCCCGAGCCCACGGCCAGCGCCCGGCGAUGGAGGCUGGUGAUGGCACCGAGGAGCCCUCGCUGCCCCUGGCACUGACCAGGUUCCAGGUCUCCGAGGAGUUUGGCUUCCUGCUUCCCGACCCGCUGACAGAACUGCCAGAGCCCUACAGCCCCUGGAUGGAGGUGGCCCACGAGCUGCCCCAGCUGAUCGCCAGCCACCGGCUCCGCUCCCGCGUUCACCAGAUGCCGCAGCUGAGCGCCCGGCACCUCCGAGGACGUGAGGAGCUGCACUUGGCACACCUGGUGCUCAGCUUCAUCACCAUGGGCUACGUCUGGCAGGAGGGCGAGGAGGGCACCGUGCAGGUCCUGCCCCGAAACCUCGCCGUCCCCUACUGGGAGGUCUCCGAGGCCCUGGGCCUCCCGCCCAUCCUCAGCCACGCAGACUUUGUGUUGGCCAACUGGAGGAGGAAGGACCCCAACGGGCCUCUGGAAAUCGAGAACCUGGACCCCAUCAUCACCCUGCCCGGGGGAGAGAGCCUGCGGGGCUUCGUCCUCGUCACCCUCCUGGUUGAGAAGGCAGCUGUGCCUGGCAUCAAGGCAAUCGUCAGGGCCCUUCAUGCCAUCCUGCAGCACGAUGAGGAGACCCUGCAGAGAGCCCUGGAGGAGCUGGCAGGGGCCAUCGAGGCCAUGAGGGAGGCACUGAGGCGGAUGCACGACCACGUGGAUCCCACAGUGUUCUACACUGUGAUCCGCAUCUUUCUCUCUGGCUGGAAGGACAAUCCCACCAUGCCGGCCGGGCUGGUCUAUGAGGGGGUGUCCGAGGAGCCCCUGGCGUUCUCGGGGGGCAGCGCGGCUCAGAGCACGGUCCUGCACGCCUUCGACGAGCUGCUGGGGAUCCGCCACGGCCAGGACACCGCCGCCUUCCUGCACAGGAUGAGGAACUACAUGCCCCCGCCCCACCGAGCCUUCGUGGAGGAGAUCCAGCGUGGCCCGUCCCUGAAGCAGCACGUGCUCUCCUGCAGGGACAGGCGGCUCCGCGGGGCCUUCAAC
Molecule: messenger RNA, 1245 nt
Organism: Manacus vitellinus (golden-collared manakin)
Lineage: Eukaryota; Metazoa; Chordata; Aves; Passeriformes; Pipridae
Gene: IDO2
Product: indoleamine 2,3-dioxygenase 2
Exons: 10
Biological process (GO): 'de novo' NAD+ biosynthetic process from L-tryptophan
Cellular component (GO): cytoplasm
Molecular function (GO): L-tryptophan 2,3-dioxygenase activity; metal ion binding; heme binding
Source: RefSeq, a predicted model, not a curated record